Lucilia cuprina (Australian sheep blowfly) is the source of this 2025-nucleotide messenger RNA. RefSeq names its product glutamate dehydrogenase, mitochondrial (gene Gdh). Gene Ontology annotation, biological process: L-glutamate catabolic process. The coding region runs from base 205 to 1884 and encodes 559 amino acids. The transcript is spliced from 6 exons. NCBI's taxonomy places the organism in Eukaryota, Metazoa, Arthropoda, Insecta, Diptera, Calliphoridae. The record is from RefSeq and is a predicted model, not a curated record. Gene Ontology annotation, molecular function: L-glutamate dehydrogenase (NAD+) activity. Gene Ontology annotation, cellular component: mitochondrion.
AGUUAGUUGAGGUGUCGGUUUGCCAACAGUUGCGUGCAGCUCGAGCCAAAUAGUUUACUAUACAGAAAAAAACAUUAAAGAAUUAAAUUCUUUUUUGUUUUAAUUAAAAAACUAAUAAACCAACUCAAAAGUUUUACUUUGUGUUGGGGAAUUGUUUAGUGUGUGAUUUGUGUGUGCAUACAACAACAACAGUAAAAGUACAAAAUGUACCAUUUGAAAAGUUUAGCUCGUCAGGCUGCCGUCCGCCAGGAUGUUGCCACUUUGGUUAAGGCUAUGCCCACCGCUGCUUUGCAAGCACGUGGCUAUGCUGAAUACCAAAUUCCCGAACGCCUAAAGGAUGUACCCACUGCCAAAGAUCCCCGUUUCUUCGACAUGGUAGAGUACUUCUUCCAUCGUGGUUGUCAAAUCGCCGAAGACCGUUUGUUGGACGACAUGAAAGGCAAAUUGUCCAUGGAAGACAAGAAAAAGAAGGUUAAGGGUAUUUUGAUGCUUAUGCAACCUUGUGACCAUAUCAUUGAAAUUGCCUUCCCAUUGCGUCGUGAUUCCGGUGAUUUUGAAUUGAUUACCGGUUACCGUGCCCAGCACUCUACCCAUCGUGUGCCAACCAAGGGUGGUAUCCGUUUCUCUAUGGAUGUAUCUCGUGAUGAAGUUAAAGCCUUGUCCGCUUUGAUGACAUUCAAGUGUGCCUGUGUUGAUGUACCAUUCGGUGGUGCUAAGGCCGGUUUAAAGAUCAACCCCAAGGAAUACUCUGAACAUGAAUUGGAAAAGAUCACUCGUCGUUUCACUCUAGAAUUGGCCAAGAAGGGCUUCAUUGGACCCGGUGUUGAUGUACCUGCCCCUGAUAUGGGUACUGGUGAACGUGAAAUGUCCUGGAUUGCCGAUACUUAUGCCAAGACCAUCGGUCACUUGGAUAUCAAUGCUCACGCUUGUGUUACUGGCAAACCCAUUAACCAAGGUGGUAUUCACGGUCGUGUUUCCGCUACCGGUCGUGGUGUUUUCCACGGUUUGGAAAACUUCAUCAAUGAAGCCAACUACAUGAGCAUGAUUGGCACCACUCCCGGCUGGGGUGGCAAGACUUUCAUCGUUCAAGGUUUCGGUAAUGUCGGUCUUCACUCUACCCGCUACUUGACCCGUGCUGGUGCCACCUGUAUUGGUGUCAUUGAACACGACGGUUCCAUCUUCAACCCAGAGGGUAUUGAUCCUAAGGCUUUGGAAGAUUACAAGAACGAACAUGGUACCAUUGUUGGUUACCCACAUGCCAAACCCUAUGAAGGUGAAAACUUGAUGUUCGAACCUUGUGAUAUCUUCAUCCCUGCUGCUGUUGAAAAGGUUAUCAACAGUGAAAAUGCCCACAAAAUCAAUGCUAAGAUCAUUGCCGAAGCUGCCAACGGUCCAACCACUCCCGCUGCUGAUAAAAUCUUGAUCGAUCGUAACAUCUUGGUUAUUCCCGAUUUGUACAUUAACGCUGGUGGUGUAACCGUUUCCUUCUUCGAAUGGUUGAAGAACUUGAACCAUGUAUCUUAUGGUCGUCUUACCUUCAAAUAUGAACGUGAAUCCAACUACCAUUUGUUGGCCUCAGUACAACAGUCUAUUGAAAGAUUUGUUUUGGACGAAUCUGUCCAAGAAUCUUUGGAACGUCGUUUCGGACGUGUUGGUGGUCGCAUUCCUGUUACACCCUCCGAAGCUUUCCAAAAACGCAUCUCUGGUGCUUCUGAAAAGGAUAUUGUCCACUCUGGUUUGGAUUAUACCAUGGAACGUUCAGCUCGUGCUAUCAUGAAGACCGCCAUGAAGUACAACUUGGGUCUUGACUUGAGAACCGCCGCCUAUGUCAACUCUAUUGAAAAGAUCUUCACCACUUACCGUGAUGCUGGUUUGGCUUUCUAAGGUGCUUAAAUUGAAAUUAAAACUAAAGUCAAUCCUCUAUGAUGGUGCAUACUUACAAACAUAACUUGCAAACAUAUACAUCUAUGUAUUUUAAUUAAGUUUUAAGCCUUAAAAGUAAUAAAAAAACAAAACACACAUUAA